Messenger RNA from Anopheles nili, 1449 nucleotides. Its product is annotated as leucine-rich alpha-2-glycoprotein-like. The record is from RefSeq and is a predicted model, not a curated record. The transcript has 2 exons. Bases 1 to 1449 code for a protein of 482 amino acids. Lineage: Eukaryota; Metazoa; Arthropoda; Insecta; Diptera; Culicidae. Gene Ontology annotation, molecular function: protein binding.
AUGCACUUCGGAUUAGCGGAUGCAUCGCUGUGGAUAGUGGUGAUUGCGGUGCGACUGCAGCUUUGCUCGUGCUCGAAGUACACCUGCACGAUCGGCACGGACGGGUUCUGCAUUUUUCAGGGUGUGCACAUCGAGAGCCUGGAACAGGCGCAGGACGCACAGCUAGAACCCCCGGCGGCUGCCGCGGACGUGACACGGGUUAAGUUUCGGGACUCGAGCAUGUACCAGCUGCCCCUCGGGCUUUAUGGUGCGUUCCAUCACCUACAGGAACUGCGCGUUUGGUGGAUGCAUCUGCACAGUAUUCACGUCGAUGCACGUCUGCUGACGCUAGAUGCAGAGAAGAAUCGCAUCAGCAGCAUUACGGCCGACUCUGGCACGGUACCGCAGCUGCGUAAGCUCGAGCUCAACCAGAAUCGGCUGCGCAACAUCGACAACAUCUCGGUGUUCGAACAUCUGGAGGUGCUCGAGCUCGCGCAUAAUGAUCUCCGCACGCUGGAUCUGUGCGUGUUUCAGCGGAUGUCGAAGUUGCGCUUGCUCGAUCUGUCCAGCAACAACAUCGGGCUGGUGCACAGCUCAAUCGGCCAACAGAAGCUAGCGGCGUUGACAGUAUUAUACCUGAAUGACAACCGACUCACGUACCUGGACCUAGGCAUUCUGCGAUCGUUUCCCGCACUCGAAAAGGUGCAUCUUGCGAACAAUGCACUCGUGUACGUUGAUCAUGACUCCCUACCGACGAUGUUGCCUCGACUACGCAUCUUCCACCUGCAAACCAACGACUGGCACUGUGAGGCGCUGUCGGAGUUGAUCGCUCAGCUGCGCAAGACAGGUGUGCAGGACUUCAAGACGUUCAGUGCAUUCAACUGCAAGGAUCGCACGAUCGAGGGUGUUUGCUGCACCGAAAACAAGCCGUUCGCUCUCGUGCGUAAGUCCAACCAGUACUUCGCGAAUUACGCCAACGAGCUGAACGGUCACACGCGCCACCUGAUGCGUGAGCUUCAACACACACGCCACGAGAUGGCGCGCAUCGCCACCAAUGACAACUUCACGCAGAGUUCGCUGCAGAACCUCGGAGAUGAGGUGGAGGAGCUGCGCAAUCAACUAACGGAUGUGAUGGCCUCGACGGAUCCGGUGACCAGUCGUCCGGGAGGACCCAACCGUACUCCGCCAACAAAUGGGGCAGGUGGUGUCCUUGAUCCGGAACGACUAACUGCGGAGGUGGCGAAGUUGCGACGUGAUUUCCAGAAGGUGAACGGUGAGAACCAGACGCUUCGUCAGCAGUUGCGUCAGUACGACAAGAUGCGCCAGGAACUGGACGCACUGCGCACGGACACGAACGAGACAAAGCUGUCCUUCCAGCUCAUGAAGGAGGAGAACGCGCAACUUCGGCAGGAUCUCAGUCGGCUGGAGCAGAAGUACCAGCAGCUAUUCAGUCGAGGCGCGGUCGCCUGA